This is a messenger RNA of Eublepharis macularius, 5886 nucleotides long. RefSeq names its product deleted in malignant brain tumors 1 protein-like. The transcript has 28 exons. Bases 11 to 3592 code for a protein of 1193 amino acids. The record is from RefSeq and is a predicted model, not a curated record. Gene Ontology annotation, cellular component: membrane. NCBI's taxonomy places the organism in Eukaryota, Metazoa, Chordata, Lepidosauria, Squamata, Eublepharidae.
UCCAGUAAACAUGGAUUCCAUGCAGAUUUUUACUUGGUUAUUACUAUUGCAUGGAGGAUAUCUAUGGGCAUCAGAAACCUCAACCUGGGAAACCAGCCAUGCACCAUCAAGUGUGCAAACUUCUACGGCCCAAACACCAACAACUGAGCUAACUUCCACUGAAACAACAACAAGCAUUCCACAUUCCACUGCACCAUCAACUGUGCAAACUUCCAUGGCCCAAACACCAACUGUGCUAAUGUCCACUGCACCAACAACCAUGCAAACAUCCACAACACCAACAACCAUGCAAACAUCCACAACACCAACAACCAUGCAAACAUCCACAAGGUCAAUCUCAACAGAUUCUGCACCAUCAACAAUUGAACCAAGCUCAUCAAGUACAGAAACCAGCACAGCCAGCACUGGACUACCCACAAGUACCCAGGAAGGAAGCACAAUUCCCCAGGAAGGAUCCUUACGAUUAGCGAAUGGAGACAAUGUAUGCCAAGGUCGUGUUGAAAUAUAUCAUAAUGGCCAGUGGGGAACAGUCUGUGAUGAUCUUUGGAACAUGCGAAAUGCAGAAGUUGCAUGCAGACAGCUUGGAUGUGGACAGGCCCUAUCAGCUCUGGGAAAUGCCUACUUUGGUCCAGGCACAGGCAAUGUUACGUUGGAUGAUGUUGCCUGCAGGGGAGAUGAAUCUUCCUUGUCUCAUUGCUCUCAUGCUCCCUGGGGCACACAUAACUGUGGUCAUCACGAAGAUGCCGGUGUCAUAUGUUCAGUUCCUCAGGAAGGUUCCUUGCGACUAGCAAAUGGAAAUGACGUAUGCCAAGGUCGUGUUGAAAUAUAUCAUAAUGGCCGGUGGGGAACAAUCUGUGAUGAUCUUUGGGACAUGCGAGAUGCAGAAGUUGCAUGCCGACAGCUUGGAUGUGGACAGGCCCUAUUAGCACUGGAAAGUGCCCCCUUUGGUCCAGGCUCAGGCGAUGUUAUGUUGGAUGAUGUUUCCUGCAGGGGAAAUGAAUCUUCCUUGUCUCAUUGCUCUCAUGCUCCCUGGGGCACACAUAACUGUGGUCAUCACGAAGAUGCCGGUGUCAUAUGUUCAGUUCCGCAGGAAGGUUCCUUGCGACUAGCAAAUGGAAACGAUGUAUGCCAAGGUCGCGUUGAAAUAUAUCAUAAUGGCCAGUGGGGAACAGUCUGUGAUGAUCUUUGGAACGUGCAAGAUGCAGAAGUUGCAUGCAGACAGCUUGGAUGUGGACAGGCACUAUCAGCACCGGGAAGUGCCCACUUUGGUCCAGGCACAGGCAAUGUUACGUUGGAUGAUGUUGCCUGCAGGGGAAAUGAAUCUUCCUUGUCUCAUUGCUCUCAUGCUCCCUGGGGCACACAUAACUGUGGUCAUCACGAAGAUGCUGGUGUCAUAUGUUCAGUUCCGCAGGAAGGUUCCUUGCGACUAGUGAAUGGAGACAAUGUAUGCCAGGGUCGCGUUGAAAUAUAUCAUAAUGGCCAGUGGGGAACAAUCUGUGAUGAUCUUUGGGACAUGCGAGAUGCAGAAGUUGCAUGCCGACAGCUUGGAUGUGGACAGGCCCUAUUAGCACUGGAAAGUGCCCCCUUUGGUCCAGGCUCAGGCGAUGUUAUGUUGGAUGAUGUUGCCUGCAGGGGAGAUGAAUCUUCCUUGUCUCAUUGCUCUCAUGCUCCCUGGGGCACACAUAACUGUGGUCAUCACGAAGAUGCCGGUGUCAUAUGUUCAGUUCCCCAGGAAGGUUCCUUGCGACUAGUGAAUGGAAACGACGUAUGCCAAGGUCGCGUUGAAAUAUAUCAUAAUGGCCAGUGGGGAACAAUCUGUGAUGAUCUUUGGAACAUGCAAGAUGCAGAAGUUGCAUGCAGACAGCUUGGAUGUGGACAGGCACUAUCAGCACCGGGAAGUGCCCACUUUGGUCCAGGCACAGGCAAUGUUACGUUGGAUGAUGUUGUCUGCAGUGGAAAUGAAUCUUCCUUGUCUCAUUGCUCUCAUGCUCCCUGGGGCACACAUAACUGUGGUCAUCACGAAGAUGCCGGUGUCAUAUGUUCAGUUCCCCAGGAAGGAUCCUUACGAUUAGCGAAUGGAGACAAUGUAUGCCAAGGCCGCGUUGAAAUAUAUCAUAAUGGCCAGUGGGGAACAAUCUGUGAUGAUCUUUGGGACAUGCGAGAUGCAGAAGUUGCAUGCCGACAGCUUGGAUGUGGACAGGCCCUAUCAGCACUGGAAAGUGCCCCCUUUGGUCCAGGCUCAGGCGAUGUUAUGUUGGAUGAUGUUGCCUGCAGGGGAAAUGAAUCUUCCUUGUCUCAUUGCUCUCAUGCUCCCUGGGGCACACAUAACUGUGGUCAUCAUGAAGAUGCCGGUGUCAUAUGUUCAGUUCCCCAGGAAGGAUCCUUACGAUUAGCGAAUGGAGUCAAUGUAUGCCAAGGUCGCGUUGAAAUAUAUCAUAAUGGCCAGUGGGGAACAGUCUGUGAUGAUCUUUGGGACAUGCGAGAUGCAGAAGUUGCAUGCCGACAGCUUGGAUGUGGACAGGCCCUAUUAGCACUGGAAAGUGCCCCCUUUGGUCCAGGCUCAGGCGAUGUUAUGUUGGAUGAUGUUUCCUGCAGGGGAGAUGAAUCUUCCUUGUCUCAUUGCUCUCAUGCUCCCUGGGGCACACAUAACUGUGGUCAUCACGAAGAUGCCGGUGUCAUAUGUUCAGGACCAGUAACUCCUAGUAUUCCGCCUUCUGUUGUGCAAUCAUCAGCUGCUCAGAUAGACAGAACAUCAGCAUCUUCAACGAUGCUCUCAUGUUCUGGAGAAUUCAUGCAUGCAUACAUCAGCAGAGUCUACCUACAGACAUUGGGCUACAAUCCCCAGGAUUUGCAUCUGAACCAUUCAGACUCUUCCUGUACACGUGAAAUUACUCCAGACUACGUUAAAUUCAAGAUACCAUUCAACGGUUGUGGCACAAUAAUACAAAGGAGUACUGAAUCUAUAAUCUAUUCCAAUGUAAUUAUGACAUCCCGCUCUGGUUAUAUCAUUACAAGGGAACCAGACUUUGAAUAUCAUAUUUCAUGUGAAAUGAAGAAGGACGUAGUUGUUGAAGCAAAGUUUGUUGCCAGAAAUCCCACUGACCUCACUAAAAGACAGCAAGGAAAUUACCCCAUUAUUAUUGCAUUCUAUAAAUCACCAUCUUAUCACAGCCGAGUUACAAGUUAUCCAUACAUGGUUCAUCUCAAUCAGAAUUUAUUCCUCCAAAUCACUCUGAAUAGUUCUGAUCCAUACUUGACAAUAUUUAUUGACACAUGUGAGGCAUCUCCAAAUCAUGAUGAUUUUGAAACCUUGACCUAUGACUUGAUCAGGAGUGGAUGUAUACAAGAUCCUACCUAUCAAACGUUGCCUUCACCAAGUAACAAUGUUGCACGCUCUAAAUUCAAUGCCUUUAAGUUUCUUCAGGAACACAAUACAGUUUACUUGAGAUGUCGGAUUGAAGUAUGCAGAUUAUAUGAUUAUGCAUCCCGCUGCUACCAGGGGUGCUCACAUAGAACAAAGAGGGAUGCAGAUGCACUCCAGAACCAGGAGGAUGUAGUUGUGGGACCAUUCCAACUUCUCAAAGAAGAUUGAAAACACGAAUUGGAGAAGCGUGCAACUCUCACAACAGAUGUAGCCAUCAGUUCAUUUGCUGUUACUACUGUUCUUUUGGUACCAUACUGUUUGUUCUAUCUCGCUUAUUUCUGAGUAGCAAAUUGAUGAAGGGGAAAUUACAAGAUACAUACUGAUCAUUGGUAUGUCACUGAACCAGUCUAUAGAAUUGCAUUUUAAAAUUCCAGCACAAUAUUUCAAAGUGCAGCUUUUGAAUACAACUUUUAAAGUGAUCGGUGUCUUCCAAAAAAAGUUAUUGAAAUUCUUGUUACUGAUAGUCACACAACCCAGUUGUCAAAGUAUUGGGACACGGACAUUUAUUCUAAUCAAAAUCAAAUUGUUCAUCCAAUUACUUUGGUUUGUGAAAUGGCUGUCAUCUUUUGUUCCUAACUAUUGUAUCUUGAUAAAUAAUCACCAUAUGGCAUGUAUGUUAAUUAAUCAUGUGAUAGCCAUUUGUAUAUGUUGCAAUGUAAACACUAGGCAUCAGAUAUCUAUAGUGGCCACCUGGUAAACUGUCAUGGCUUAUUUAUUUAAAUAAGAACAUAUAUGGAAUAGUCCUUCACAAUAAAUAGCAAGCCUUGCUCCAGGUGUGAUGAUUUCAAGCUCUAUAAGUUUGGUAUAUUUCUUUGACGAGCAUGUAAUGCUGGCCAAAAAUGCAAAAAAAAAUGUAUUUUGAUUUCAAUUUAUUUGCAUUAAAUUUUCUACAUCCUUCCAAAUGAACACUAUGACAUUUUUUCAUCAUCUCAUCAACAAACACAACUUUAUAAAUUGGAAUGAUAAAUGGAAAUAAAGGAUUAGGAUGAAGUGUCAGUCACCUUUGUCUUGUUCCAGUAUUCUACUCCAAAGUAAGGCAUUUUGAUUUGUGUCAUUUAAACUAUUCUCACUUUCCUCAGAUAUAUUCAUCUCCAUUUGAAAUCCCACAGUAUAUGUUAGAAGUUAGAACCUUUUCUCAAUGUCAACAGUGAGCUUUGGAUUUAUGAAUUAGAACUGAAAAGCUCCUGUACCAGUAGAGUACUUUCUGUAGAGUACUUGCAAUGAAUCUCCACAUUCUAUGGAUCAGAAAGGAGGGCUUGUAAUUGUAAAGGAGGCCUUCCAAACACUGAUUACCAGUGAAGCUGGAUCUAGUAGCAACAGGGCCUGUGGCUUCUGCUAUAUAACGGGAUGAACAUUACCACUACCUCUUCUUCCCUAAAAUUUAAAAUUGCCUUAGGACAGCAGAAAUACUCAGUUCACCAUGAGGCUACAGAUAAAUGUUCUCCACAUAGUAAGAGGUGCUACACAUUUAAGUAAUAAUCAAAAGAGUGCAUCCACACAUUAGCUAGAUUCAAAUAUAUGCAAGUGAUAGGGCUGUAAAGUCCCCAAUAGGGGCAAGGAAUCCCCUACCCAUGACUUCCUUUUCCACUACCACAGCCAAGAGGAGAAAAAUAACUUCAAACAAUCACUGUUAGACAAUGGUCUGAUGUCACUUCUGCAGAAAACUCAUGCAGAAAACUCAGAAGGAACAUCAAUCUUCUCUAGGAAUUGUUGGAAACUCUAUGGUUUUAUCAUAGAUUUUUUGGCAAUUCCUAUAGUGGCAUGACAUUACUUCCAGUUUUUCCCCAGAAGUAAUGUCAUGCUGUCACCCACAGAGUUUCCCAUGUCCCUGCCUCCCCAGUCUCUUACUGGUGGCCAGGCAGUGCCUGGCAACCCUAGCAUGAGAAUCUCAGACAUGCAAGAUGACUAGCUGGCCACUUCCAUCUCUUUCAUCAACAUCCAUGAAAAUACAUACUUAUUGUAACAGAAAACGUUUAAAAACCAUGGAUCCACUUGGACACUAAAUUACAACAUUUGAUUGCUAACACAGCGGGUACAAAAAGUGAUGUUUUAAACUAUUCAACCACUGUUUGCUAAUCCAUAACAGUACUGCCAAAUUUCAAGCCUUGGUUUGUGUCAAUAAAAGGCAGCAGCAGUGUGGGGAGGGAGGGGGGCUUUGCACAGCCACUUUGACAUUUGACUGAGAACUUUUGGGAGCUAGGCCUGCCAGCAACCAUUAGGCCUAAUGGCUAUCUCAAGGGCUGGUGGCAAGGUCUUCGGGCUCUGGCAGGGUGGCCUCUGCUGCUGCUGGUUCAUACUCUGGUCUUCCUCAGCCAUAGGACCCCCUCAGCUUUACCUCUGAGCAUUCUGUGUCAUAGUCACUGGACUGGUCAGAAGGGAUCGUAACACAAAUGUAUGUUGAUAUACUAUUAUCUCUGUACACGAUGAUUGUUGGUGCCUAAUAAAUAAAAUGUUGGAACUUG